Molecule: messenger RNA, 738 nt
Organism: Saccostrea echinata
Lineage: Eukaryota; Metazoa; Mollusca; Bivalvia; Ostreida; Ostreidae
Product: RE1-silencing transcription factor-like
Exons: 1
Coding region: 1-738 (245 amino acids)
Source: RefSeq, a predicted model, not a curated record
AUGGCUAAAACUAAGACAACCACAAGAAAAGAAUAUCGGCGGUGUCCAAUGUGUUCGGAACCUGCAGGAACAGAAGAAGGAUUCAAGAAACACAUUAUGGUGUGCGCCAUGAGAGUUUUUGAGUGUCCAACCUGUGAUUUUACCAACACUAGAAAACUCAAUCUCAAGAGACACACCAAACGAUGUCAUCCUGGCUUAAGGCCUAAUGAUGAACUUAUCAAACUGGGUGCAAAAGAGCAAAGUAAAGAGAAGGCAGGUGGUUCGUUGAAUGAAGAAAACAAAGAUGAGGAAAGCGCAAAUGAAGAUUGGUUGGACCAGGACCCUGGUGAAGUUAUAGGCGAGAUAUACUCUGCAGACUCUUCGAGUAGUAACUCAAGUGAUGAGAAUGAAGAAGAUGUUAUUGAUGAGCGGAAGGAGAAACAGGAUCCGAAGAAGAAAGAAGACAAUCUGUUAGAAGGAAGACUUUUCCGUAAGAAGACCCAACCGACUUUGCCUUUUGCAAGAAAAAGACCAAGUUUGGAAGAGAUCCCCGUUCCAAAGAAGAUUAUUCUUAAUAUGGACAAAGCAACCCAGGUUGAUAUGGAACCAGCAGUACCCCCUGUACAGAGUAGUGGAGUCGACGUUUAUACACAGACAUCCCUAAAGAAAAGAGAUGUUAUGACCAAAACGACAAGAAAGUUUCGUGAAGGAGAGGCAGAUAUCAAAGUUGUUGCCAAAGAAAGAAUAAUUCAUAACUGA